AUGAGUGAACUUUUGGCUGAAGAAUUGGUCCAUGAAGACGGAAGAUCGGUCGAUAGCCGACAGGAUUUAGGUACGCCAAUGGCAUCUGAUUUGUUGUCCACAUCGGCAUCAAAUGAUAUUAAUGGAGACAGUAGCAACCAGGGCUCUGCUAGCGAGUAUGAUAGUGAAGAGGAGUACGAUUCAGAUGUAAUUGAUGAGUAUGAGAGACAGCUUUCCGAUGCUCAGCGAGAAUGGGAACGUUCUUUAGAACAGCUAUGGCAGGCGGUGACGUGGAUUAUACUACCGCUAGCGGGGAAACUUCUCGGCAGAAGAACCGCAGGCAUAAUAUGGAGGAAGGUGAUGAACCAUUUAUACUCUUGA
Molecule: messenger RNA, 360 nt
Organism: Kluyveromyces lactis
Lineage: Eukaryota; Fungi; Ascomycota; Saccharomycetes; Saccharomycetales; Saccharomycetaceae
Gene: MIM2
Product: Mim2p
Exons: 1
Coding region: 1-360 (119 amino acids)
Biological process (GO): mitochondrial outer membrane translocase complex assembly; protein insertion into mitochondrial outer membrane
Cellular component (GO): mitochondrial outer membrane
Source: RefSeq, a predicted model, not a curated record